AUGCCUUCGGGUUUGGAGGAGGCGCUGGAACACACCGGUGGUAACGGUCGAACCUCUGAAGGUGUCUCAAUAUCAACUUUCCUGGCGUCGCUGGCGACGGCCAUCGUUGUUUUCGUCGUUGAAUUUCUCCUCUUUCUGUUACUAAAGGGUAAACUAAGUCGUAUAUAUCAACCGCGAACCUAUUUGGUACCAGAUAGAGAACGGACAACUCCAUCACCUCCAGGUCUCUUGCGUUGGAUUGUCCCAGUCUUUCGUACUUCCAGCUCGGAAUUCAUUCAGAAAUGUGGGCUAGAUGCAUACUUCUUCCUGCGCUAUCUGCGCAUGCUCCUGAAGAUCUUCGUUCCUCUAGGACUCGUGAUCUUGCCAGUUCUACUCCCAAUCAACAAAGUUGGCGGUAGGGACCACAAAUACGAGCAUGGUACCUCGGGCGUUACGUAUACCGUCAGUGGUCUGGAUCAGUUAGCAUGGGGUAAUGUAACCCCCGAGCAUACGAGUCGGUACUGGGCUCAUUUAAUAAUGGCCGUGGUUGCUAUUGUCUAUGUCUGUGCUGUAUUCUUUGAUGAACUUCGGAAUUACAUUCGUCUGCGACAGGCCUACUUAACAUCUCCCCAGCAUCGACUUCGUGCUUCUGCCACCACCGUGCUGGUUACUUCUAUCCCGCCUGAUUGGCUCAAUACAGAUGCCCUUGAUAGGCUUUUCGAUGUUUUCCCUGGGGGCGUGCGAAACGUCUGGCUCAAUCGCAACUUUGAUGACUUGAACGAGAAAGUCAAAGCACGAAACGAUCUGGCUCUCAAGCUCGAGAGUGCCGAGACGGAUCUAAUUGUGAAAUGCAAAAAGGCACAGCUCAAAAAUGCCAAGAUGGAGGCAAAGAAGGCCGGCAAGAGCCAGUCAAGUGUAGAGAAACAAGAGCAAAAGGCGGCCGACAAACGGGCGUCACAAAUGGCCAUGGGUCCUGGUAUCAGCUCUGGUAAUCCUUAUCAGGCCCACACUGUACAAGAAAUGCUCCAUGGACAACCGGAAGGCCCACAAGAGAAACGGUUGCAGGACGGACCUCGACGAGUCUUUGACCCUGCCUUCGCCGCCGCUGGGGCGGUUGGCCAAGGGGUGGGAAAAUUGGGAAAGACAGUGCUUGGGGGUUUCAAGAAGGUUGAGCAGGGCUUCGAGAAGCCCUUGUCUCGAACCGGUGGCUUCGUUGCCACUACCGACAACAUCAUCCCGCCUCGUUCACAUAUCCCCCCCACCUCCGAUCGUUCUGCAACCACAGACAUUCCUCCGCCUCGUUUACAUACUCCCCCAGGGCCCGAUCAUUCUGCAACUACAGAUAUCCUCCCGCCUCUUUCACAUACUCUCCCAGGCCCCGAUGAUUCUGCAACUACAGACAUGCUCCCGCCCCAUGCAAACACUCCUCCAGUCCCAGAUCCUCUUGCCCCUAGCAGCCCGUCUGCUACAAACCCCGCCAAACCUGUAGGGCUGCGGCGAAGUCAACACUUAAGUCUGAACUUAGGUCAGAGAAUAGGACCUGAUGCAGGACAGGAUGCAAGACAGAGUGACACCAUGCGCCGUGACCCAACGACUCCGUCGAAGCCAUCAUUCUGGAAACGAAUGUCGUCUCAUACAAAAUCGCAGGGUGUGCGCGAGACUGACGAGUAUCCACUGACUGCACCUGAAACGCCUGCAACUGUUCCAUCGCCUCGUGGCUUCAACAAACCCGAAAAGAACGAAAAACACAGACAUGGUCGAAAGGAGGGGGCCAAAAUGAAAGGGGAAGAAUACCCCAUAUCCUAUAAUGAAAAUUUCGAGAAUGAAGACUACGGAGAGCCACUGUGGAAACAAUAUGUUCGGCCCAAGGACCGAGAUACCAUGCGUCUACCCAUAUUUGGUUGGAGUUGGAUGCCUUCGCUUUGGCUUAUAGGCAAAAAGGUUGACACCAUCGAUUAUUGUCGAAAGGAGCUCGCUCGUCUGAAUCUGGAGAUCGAAAUCGACCAGCAACACCCUGAGCGGUUCCCUUUGAUGAACUCGGCCUUCAUUCAAUUCAAUCACCAAGUCGCCGCCCACAUGGCCUGUCAAUCUGUUAGUCACCAUCUCCCCAAACAGAUGGCACCCCGAGUCGUGGAAAUCUCCCCUGAUGAUGUUAUUUGGGAUAACAUGUCGAUCAAAUGGUGGGAACGAUACCUACGUGCCUUCGGAAUCAUCACAUUAGUUUGUGCAAUGGUCGUUGGAUGGGCGUUCCCUGUUGCGUUUACCGGACUUCUGUCCCAAUUGGCGUAUCUGGAGGGUGCAUUCCCGUGGCUGGCCUGGCUUGGCAAGCUACCAGACUGGUUUAUUUCAGCCAUCCAGGGUAUUCUUCCUGCGCUGUGUUUGGCCAUUCUGAUGGCACUGCUCCCUCUCAUCCUUCGCUUCUUGAGCCGCACGCAAGGCCUCUUCACUGGCAUGUCCAUCGAGCUCACUGUCCAAAACUAUUACUUUGCCUUCCUCUUUGUGCAGCUGUUCCUGGUCGUCACUAUCGCUUCCAGUUUCUCGACAAUCAUUGAGAAUGUCACUGAUGUGGCCAGCUGGCCUCAACUCCUAGCAGUGAACAUUCCGAAGUCUAGUAACUACUUCUUCUCUUACAUGAUUCUACAAGCAAUGUCUGUGAGCGCCGGCGCUCUUGUGCAAAUAUUUGGCCUGGUGAGCUGGUUCAUCUUAGCCCCAAUUCUGGAUUCUACUGCCCGGAAGAAGUGGGCACGAACAACGAACCUCAAUCAGAUGCAAUGGGGCACAUUCUUCCCUGUCUAUACCACCCUGGCCUCUAUUGGUUUGAUAUACUCUGUGAUUGCACCUCUGAUUCUGGUUUUCAACGUUAUUACCUUUGGCCUGUUCUGGUUCGUCUAUCGUUAUAACACACUCUAUGUCACCAAGUUCCGUUUUGACACCGGUGGCCUUCUCUUCCCUCGAGCUAUUAAUCAGCUAUUCACCGGAAUUUACGUUAUGGAAGUCUGCCUGAUUGGCUUGUUCUUCUUGGUUCGUGACGAGAAUGACGAUGUCGCCUGCGAGGGACAGGCUAUUUGCAUGAUCGUCGUUCUAGUCCUAACGGCCGGUUACCAAAUUCUUCUCAACGAAGCGUUUAGUCCACUGAUUCGAUAUCUUCCCAUCACCUUGGAAGAGGAUGCUCUUCGACGUGAUGAUGAGUUCCGUCGGGCUCAGCACGCUCGCCUCGGUCUCGCUCUUGACGAUGAGGAUGAAGAUAACGAGGAUGGUGAUAUUGAACACGCCCUCUCUAAGCGUGAACAUCAAGAGCGCCAGCACAAUAAGGAGAUACAGGAAGACAUCGAGCUGAAACCUCUGGAAACCAAUUUCCCAGACCAGAAGCGACAUAAUUCCGAUUUCUUGUCAACACCAACACCCAAGCCUGUAGGCAAGCGUCCAUCGUGGGUCUCUAAUUCACCAAAUCAGAAAUCUAAAUAUUUCGGUCAAAACUCAACACCUUCCACGCCAACACUACAGAAUAUGCGGGAAAAGAUGGCUCAAGACACCGAGGCCCAGGGACCAGGUCCCAACACAGUUGGCCAAGCCCUCUUUGCUGGCAUCCACGAUGAAUUGGAGGAUCUCACGCCCGAUGAGCGUGACCAGCUGGUGCAACGUGCCUUCCUGCACGAGGCCCUUCGCGCCAAGCGACCUGUCAUCUGGAUUCCGCGUGAUGAUCUGGGCGUAAGUGAUGACGAAGUGUACCGAACACAACGAUUUAGCAAACAUGUCUGGAUCAGCAAUGAGUACCAGGCGCUAGAUGGCAAGUGUCGGACGAUCUUCAGUCGCAGUCCUCCAGAUUUCUCAGAGGUGGAUUUGAUUCAGCUGUGA
Messenger RNA from Penicillium vulpinum, 3834 nucleotides. RefSeq names its product putative DUF221 domain protein. Bases 1 to 3834 code for a protein of 1277 amino acids. The transcript is spliced from 3 exons. The record is from RefSeq and is a predicted model, not a curated record. NCBI's taxonomy places the organism in Eukaryota, Fungi, Ascomycota, Eurotiomycetes, Eurotiales, Aspergillaceae. Gene Ontology annotation, molecular function: calcium-activated cation channel activity. Gene Ontology annotation, cellular component: plasma membrane.